Opisthorchis viverrini is the source of this 387-nucleotide messenger RNA. RefSeq lists its product as hypothetical. Gene Ontology annotation, cellular component: nucleus; ribosome; cytoplasm. NCBI's taxonomy places the organism in Eukaryota, Metazoa, Platyhelminthes, Trematoda, Opisthorchiida, Opisthorchiidae. Bases 1 to 387 code for a protein of 128 amino acids. The record is from RefSeq and is a predicted model, not a curated record. Gene Ontology annotation, molecular function: ubiquitin protein ligase binding; protein tag activity; structural constituent of ribosome. The transcript has a single exon. Gene Ontology annotation, biological process: protein ubiquitination; modification-dependent protein catabolic process; translation.
AUGCAGAUCUUCGUCAAGACACUCACGGGAAAGACCAUUACACUUGAGGUUGAAGCGUCGGAUACCAUCGAAAAUGUCAAAGCCAAGAUUCAAGACAAGGAGGGGAUCCCUCCAGAUCAACAGCGAUUGAUUUUCGCGGGAAAGCAGCUGGAGGACGGCCGUACUCUUUCUGAUUACAACAUUCAGAAAGAAUCCACCCUGCAUCUGGUCCUGCGACUCAGGGGUGGCAUUAUCGAGCCUACUUUGCGCCUGUUAGCACAAAAGUACAACUGUGAGAAGAUGAUCUGCCGUAAAUGCUACGCCAGACUCCACCCGAAAGCUACUAAUUGCCGUAAAAGGAAAUGUGGACACACGAGCAACCUCCGUCCCAAGAAGAAACUAAAGUAG